Beauveria bassiana ARSEF 2860 is the source of this 2370-nucleotide messenger RNA. Its product is annotated as ATP synthase F1. Lineage: Eukaryota; Fungi; Ascomycota; Sordariomycetes; Hypocreales; Cordycipitaceae. The coding region runs from base 1 to 2370 and encodes 789 amino acids. The record is from RefSeq and is a predicted model, not a curated record. Gene Ontology annotation, biological process: proteolysis. The transcript has 3 exons. Gene Ontology annotation, molecular function: serine-type peptidase activity.
AUGAGCAAGUUCAUUAAUGACACCAAGAAUUUCGAGCUCGCAGCUCCACGCACUCGGGAAGACAUGUCAGCCCAGUUUGACAAAACGGACGACGACAAGGUCUCGGUUGAGCAGGCCUUCCCCAUCAGUUCACGAACCGACAGGAUGGCGGUCGACAAAAACUUUGACGAAAUCUCCAGCGGUGGUGCCGGCGACUUUAGAAAGGACAGCAAGGACAGGCCGCCAGAAUCACAAUCAGCAACCGACCGGCUCGCCACUUGGUCUCUGAAUCCUGACCUAAAGCAGGAGUCGCCUGUCAUCAAGAUGCACCCAGACGAUUUUCUUGGAGGCAGGGACCCCAUCCAGGACAGUGACAGACGCACCCGUGUUGAUGUGCAAGAUUUCGAAGACAAUGGCAAAUAUCGCUCGGUUGUCAAGAUCCAAAGUCUUUGGCGUUACAAUGGUACGGAAAUCUGGACUAUGGGAACCGGUUGGCUGAUCCGCGACGACCUCGUCGUCACUGCCGGCCAUAACGUUUACAGCGAUACCUAUGGGGGCCAGGCUCUUCGAAUCAAGUGCUGGAUCGGCUACCGCGGGAGGGACCUUGCCAACGACCCGAGAGUGCAGCACCGCAACGCGAUGAACAUUGUGACCACCGAGGCUUGGCGCUCGCAGAGCGCUGAUCGCAAGCGCCACGACGUGGCCAUGAUCCAGGUGGACGCGCCGUUCAUGGGCAAUCUGAGGCUUUUCAACUAUAUCAACACGCCGAGCCCGCAGAUAUCAGGCUCCAUCGUCCUCGUCGGGUAUUCUGGCGACAAGUCUCCGGAGAGAAACGAAGAAGACAUUGGCGGCUGGAUGUACGAAGGGCGGUGUCCAGCCAGGUAUGAUCUUGCCGAGUCCAGCCACAUGAUUGAGCACAAAGUCGACACAUACGGAGGCCAAUCGGGAGCACCCAUCCUGCUCAGCGACUACAAGGGCAUGGUGGCCAUUGGCACUCACUGCUACAACGGAUCUAAUGGCAGUUUCAGCUCUGGCAACCCCAUCGGCGGGCAAUACGGCAACAACUACGACGAGUUUGUCAAGCGCUUCAGGCCGAGCACAAAGAAGACGAUCCCCCUAGGCGACUUCACGCCAAAAGUAGACCCCCCCAAAUCGGAUUUCGCUUACUAUAAAGGCGGAAACCCCACAGACGACAAGGAAGACGACUUCUACCAUACCGAAUACCUCGUUCUGCACGUCGGCCUCGAAGAACCAUGGGAAGUGGGAACGCUGCGUGGACCUAUCGGAACGCUGUGUGGACCUAUCGGAACGCUUCUGGGCGUCAUUACCGGCGGCAUCAUCGGAGUCCUUGCUAAAUCUGUUGUGCUCAAACAACAGGAAGUGUCGUUUAGCGUUCCCAACCCAGCCAUGGUGGAUGCCUGCUUUCAGCGCGCGCAGCUCGCCGAGGCCGCCCUCCAGUGCACGUUCCGCGUUUACAAUGGGCAUGGAUACCACUCUUGGAUGGCUAGCUUGUGGAAUACGCACCAUCUCAAAAGCAUCACCAACUCAAAGUUCCGGGCCCUAGUUACGCCCAUCAUCAACGACUUUGGCCUCCGACUCGCCGCUGACCAUUGGCAGAAGCGCAUGGACCCGAACCCGGCAACCAGGCACGUCAAGGCAGGUAAUAAUAGCGGCGAUGACUUGAAGCUGACCAAGACCGAGGCGUAUGACCCGAGCAAGAAAGUCUUUGUCGAAGCCUUCUUUGAAGGGCGCACCCGGCGCGUAGACGGUUACGAAAAAGAGAGCGCCGAGACCCUGGCCAGUUGGCUUUCAAUGCUGUUUGAUGGGGCCGUCAAUUCCGCCCAUCCCAUUGCAAGCGCUGCCACCGAGACGGCCAUUGACCAUAUCGUUAAAUUGAUCGGGGGCAUUCCGAGGGUCAGGUCGAUACCCGCAGACGCGCAGGAUGCCGAUAUAGAUAUACUAUUGAAGCGCGCUGUGAUAGCUGACGUUGCUCUGCAGGACCUGGAGGGUGAACCAAAGUGGAACCUCGAGCAUAUGAUAUUCCUAGAGUCAUUCGGUGGUUUAGAGGGGGGCACCAUCAUGGACGGUAUCAAGGUCGUGAUACAGCAGGGGGGGCCGGAUCUCGUUGAUAUUGCCCAGAAAGUCGUGGCCAAGCACCUGCCCGGCAUCAUCAAGCGAUUCAAGAACGGAAAAAGGAACCCUCACUACACUGUGAGUGGAGGGUAUGACGAUGACGAUGCGGUGCCGGGGCCGGAAGGAGUAAAGAAGAGCGAUGCUGAUGGGUAUGUUGACGAGAACCCGGAUGCGCCACCGAUUGAGCGUUUCUCGCCUGCAGAGCGAGAUGAGGAUACGCCGCCGAUUGAGCAUUUCUCGCCUGUAGAGCCAAAGUAG